Messenger RNA from Mya arenaria, 4218 nucleotides. RefSeq lists its product as uncharacterized. The record is from RefSeq and is a predicted model, not a curated record. NCBI's taxonomy places the organism in Eukaryota, Metazoa, Mollusca, Bivalvia, Myida, Myidae. The transcript is spliced from 3 exons. The coding region runs from base 387 to 818 and encodes 143 amino acids.
UCUAGGUAAAUUGACUGCUCUAGUUUUUACUUAGCUAAUACUCCUGCGGUGGUUUUUGGCUAAAAAGAAGGACACACACACAUAUUGUUUUUUACGUGAGUUUACUAAAAAGUGAUAAAGGAAUUUAAAGAGAGCAACGCACUUUGAAGUCAUCACCGUCGGGACGCCCACAGCAAGCGUAGAGCGCCAUCUGUUUAAUUCGGAUAACAAGUCUUCCCGUGAGUCAACGCGCUGACUCGAAUCCUGUUAUAGUAUAGACGGCGAAAUGAUAGGGCGCGCGCUGUGUCGAUGUGUAUAAUGGGUAGGAUUUGCAAAAGGAAAAUGGAAAUGGUUAAAGCGGUCUAAUAAACAAAAGUGAAAAAUUAAUUUAACCUUAAUUGCUCAAAAUGGAUGAGUUUGCAAGGAGGAUGGUGGUUCUAGCGUGCGUGUUCUUUGGAGUUCUGCUAAGGUCUACUGACUGUUUAUCCUGUUACCAGUGUAACGUGUAUAUCCGGGGUACGCCGUGGCCAUGCGACUCGGACAAGGGCAUGAGAAAGGUGGAUGACUGUCAUGCCUGUCUGAAAACCUUUACUCGUUCCUAUCUACACAACACAUUCCACGAUCAAAUAUUGACAAAUUACGAAUCACGAGUAUGCGUCAAGGACCGCGAGUACUUGAAGGAAGAGGGUUGUCAUCCGCGUGAGGUCGCUUCCGGUUACAUGAAACGCUGCUUCUGUUACGAUGACUAUUGCAAUGCCUCUGGAAGGGCAUCCGUUACGUUAGCCGCCCUUCUUGGAAUUAUAGUGUCGGGAAUUUUUGUGCGAAAGUCGAUUUCGUAAAAAAAUCAUUGUUUUGUUGAAGAAAUGAUAAUAUUCCUACCAGAAUAUUAGUGCCAUACUAACAAAGUGUUAAAUGUGUAGAAAAGGUUUGGAAAUAAGUGUAAAUAAAUGUGUAUAUAGUAUUCAUACCAACACAAAACUGGAUUAAAGGGAUACUGUAUAGCGACCCCUUUUCGACCGGAAAUGGAGGUUUUUCCUACGUUACUUUUGACCCAAGAUAGCUAUUACGAUAAAACUUUACACUAAGAUAGGUUGGCUCUUCCGACAAAAACUGUGUAAUUUGUUUUAUUUGUUUUUGAAAAUAGUUAAGGACUCCGAAUAUUCCCACGCGCAAAGUACCCUUAUAAUUUCGCUAAAAUGAGCACCCUACUGUACCAAUUAAUCGCCCACCCAAUUAAUUCGCUAUUCUUACGAUGUUUUUCAUAUAUUUCUCUCUAAACUAUAUCUUCAAACAUUUUUAUUUUAUUUGACCAGUCUAGCCACCGUUUAAAUGAUACAACACCUACUCGGUAAUUCUUCUCUUAGCAGAAAAUUUAAGAAGCUGCUGGGAUUUCUUCUUGAAACAUUACAUACAUAAUGUAUGCAUAUUCAUAGACUUCCGAAGAGGGACAACGCAUGUCGGUACAAGAAUGUAAUGAUUAAUUCAAAUUUGAGUUGCUUCCCUUAGACGAAAAAUUGGGCGAUAACUUCAUUGUCUUGAGGUUUUACCAUUUGCCUUUUCGAAAAUUGAACUUAAAAACAGCAAUUUAUGGUAUUUGAAUAAUUUAUCACCGGCUUUAUACUUUAUUAUGACAAAUCAAUAUUGUCGUCUGAUAGUGCAAGGUAUAAGGAAAAUUAAAAAAUUCUUACAGGGCCUCAUCACGGACCUAUAAACCAAAGUUCCGUGGCCUCAUGCAAGCGAUCGCGCGCGUGGUGACGUCGUCCCCGCGUGCAACUAACAAUGUUAGAAGUGUACACAAUGUUUAUUUGGGUCGAAUUCCACAUACUACUUACUGUACAUUUUAACGCAGAAAACAGCUGAUAUCUGUCAAAAUAGAUGACGCAAUAAAACGCCAUAUUAAUUUGUGUAAAAUAUUUUGUUUUGACUGGUUUAAACUGGGUGGGCGAAAAAGUGGUACGGGCGAAUAAUAAGUCGCUAACCAGUAUAACUCUAGAAAUAUGAUCGUGUCGACGGUUUUUGGUUUACUUCCCUGUUAUUAUCGUCAUAUACAUGUCGGUUCAAUGAAUGCAAUUUUAGUGACUACCUUUUAAUACCUUUUAAUGUGCCAUCGUUUCAUAAUCGUCACGGUCAUGAUUUUAUUUUUUGCCACGUUCUAAUAUUUACACCUCAACUUCCAUUCCUUAAAUGAACUGCCUUUCGGCAAUUGCGUUCAUCAAUCGAUGAACGCAACAUCUUCGGAUAUGUUCGGAUCGUAAUUCAUUGCAUAACAAUAUAUAUGAAAGCUACUGGUUGAGAAGCAGUUUCCGACAGUUUUUAAACGUUUUUAUUGAAUUAUUUAUACGUGUUUAAAUAUAUACUAAAAUUGUUCACAUUUUAUAUAACUACAGCUCAAACUACAGCUCAAGCUGCUAAUGUCGAUAUAUUUCUUACGUGUGACGUCACAUAUAGUGUAUCUAAUAGGGGCGCAAAGAGGGUACUUACAUUGUUCUGAUUAGCUUGUGAUGAGAAGCAGUUUCCGACAAUUUGAAUGCGGGGCAUAUUUAAGGUGCCUGUUGUGUGUUUUUAUUUUCCUUUUAUUUAAUAAACUAAAUAUAAGACUGUAAUAAGAGAAAUUUUAUUUAAUUUUCCAGCAUUUACGAAAAAUUUAAACCUUAAAAUUUACGACAUUCAAUUCAUACUCGAAAUCAGGCAGAGACUGAAUGUCAAUGAUUUUUUUUAUUCAUUUCUGAUGGAAACUUGUGUUUGUAUACAUUUAAGUGAAUGUGGAUGCGAAACAAGCAUGACACCAGUGUUCACAAAUAUGUACACAAUGAUCAUCGUUUGUAUAAGUCAAUUAAGGAAAACCUUGUAGCUAUUAAUAGAUAUGCAAAUUAGGUUCACACGCAUGCGCAAUACGCUGCGCGUGCAGAUCCCCCACGUGCAAGUUUGUGUACAAAAUGAAAAAUAAACAUUAAACAUUAAAUAAUAAUAAACGUUUCUUACGUGUCUCGGUAAGAAUUUCAACUUUUGAUUGCCUAGUUACCAUAUAGUUGAAUUGCAGUACCUUCUUUAUGAAGAUCUAAGGAAGGUACGCGAAAAAGCGAUUUGUCGGAAACUGCUUUUCGUCGGAAACUGCUUCUCAACCAGUAUUGAUCUUGUUAUUGGUUGUAUUGUGUCUGCAGGUCCCGUAAAAUAUAGAUCAAAAGUGUUAGUUUAUUAUAUUUUAAAUAUAUUGAUACCAGAAGUGUUUCAAUUUUACGUUUUAAAGUGAUUUCAAGUGGUUGAUCUUUUCCCGCGUUAUUGUGACGUCAUUUGAAAAAAAUGUUUCCGGUUAUAGUCGGGUCGUUCUAUUUACAGAAUGGGUAAGAACGGAUUACUGAAAGGUUUUCUUAAAUGAAAUGAAGUAUUUUUUAACAAUUCUUGAAUGAAAUAAUGAACUAUUGGUGUAAAUAUAAGGAAUGAAUUGCGGGGUUGAUGUCAUUAUCGGGGAUAUGAACGCAAUUGGGUUGGUCAAAGUACGCGUAGAGUCCUUCGGACUCCACACACAUUGACCAACCCAAUUGCGUUCAUACCCCGAUAAUGACAUCAACCCCGCAAUUCAUUCAUUGAAUGGCUCUGCAAAUCAUGCGAUGACUUUAUAUCAUCAUGGUGUCAUUUAAUAAAACAUUUAAAUGUUAGCUUGAUCAUAUAACUUACGUCAUUUCAGUUCAGUAAUAAUUAAAUGUUUGUUUCGUCGCAUUCGGUGUUCUUACCUAUGUACAUACGGUAAAUACACCUUUUAUGUUAAAUGCUGGGACGUAAAAAGUUUUUUUUUCUCUCACAAACAGACCGAGGUUUAUGCUUAUCAACCUUUCAAUUAAAUCUAAUAUGAGGUUUUUAACUGGUUUAAUAGUAACACAAAUAUUUAUAUUAUGAAACUGUGCUGUCUAACACAAAAUUUGAGUAGAUUUAUUCUUAUCUAUGAAUUAAAGUUAGUCCAAAUUUACUCAAAAGUCUACAGAACAAUACAGUGUAUUUGUACCGCUAGUAUGCUUUAGCAAUCGCUAGAGAUUUCAGAUUCUUGGUAUACUGACACCGUAUAUAGCACUUUGCGUCAUAUAUACUACUUGUUUAUACUGCUGUAGAUAAUACUUAAUUAAAACAUCAUACUAUUAUAUGUUUUCUAUAAAACACAUAUCAUUUAUCGCGUAUCAUUUUGUAUUGAUGGAGUUCACGAUUUUAUACUUAUUUUUUUAAAUAUAAUAAACAAAUAAAAAAUAA